Sphaeramia orbicularis (orbiculate cardinalfish) is the source of this 1522-nucleotide messenger RNA. RefSeq names its product iron-sulfur cluster assembly factor IBA57 (gene iba57). Gene Ontology annotation, cellular component: mitochondrial matrix. The transcript has 3 exons. Lineage: Eukaryota; Metazoa; Chordata; Actinopteri; Kurtiformes; Apogonidae. Gene Ontology annotation, biological process: iron-sulfur cluster assembly. The coding region runs from base 139 to 1224 and encodes 361 amino acids. The record is from RefSeq and is a predicted model, not a curated record. Gene Ontology annotation, molecular function: protein binding.
AGCAGUGCAUUGUGGGAUUUCAAUAUGGAGCUCUUGUAGUUGUUACGGCGUCCUACGUAAUGUAGCUUUACAGUUAUUUUUUGGGAGGACAAGACACUUCAUUUUAUCUCACUAUUUACACAUAGGACCGUGAACAUUAUGGGGGUGUUGUGCUUAGUGAGAGGUGCGUUCACGUCCGUCGGCAAUCUCGGUUUUUACGCCAGAAAGUUCACCGGUCGACAUUUGUGCGUUACGUUUCACAACAGUGUUCGUGUCAGGAGGUACAGCGAGGACACGGCGAAGGGUGGAAGUAACCGGGGACAGUAUGUGUGUUACCACCUUCCCCACAGAACACUGGUAAAAAUCCACGGACAGGACACCGGCGCAUUUCUUCAGGGAAUCAUUACCAACGACAUGAGGCUGUUGGAGGAGAAUGAAAACACAGUCAUUUAUUCACACAUGCUCAAUGUCCAAGGCAGGACUCUGUAUGAUAUUAUGUUGUACAGCAUGAUGGAAGCUGAUGCAUUUCGUGGGGUUCUCCUGGAGUGUGACAGCACAGUUAAGGACUCACUCUUGAAACACUUGAAGGUGUUUAAAAUACGCCGUAAGGUCAACAUAAACCCAUGUCCAGAGCUCUCUGUAUGGGCAGUGUUACCCCAACAAAAAACAGGUCAAGAAGACAUAAAGCCUGAGCUCUCUGCCCCAGAAAAGGCUGUGGUAUGGGAGGCUGACCCUAGAACUCAGGGAAUGGGCUGGAGAUUGGUGACGAACUCUCAGGUCGACCCCUUAGAUAUCAUCACGUCAUGUCAGAAAGGAAACACAGAGGAGUAUCACAGACAUCGAUAUGCAAUAGGGCUGCCUGAGGGAGUGAAGGACCUUCCUCCUGGAGUGGCACUACCACUGGAGUCAAAUAUCGUCUACAUGCAGGGCAUCAGUUUUAGCAAGGGCUGUUACAUCGGCCAAGAGCUCACAGCCAGGACUCAUCACACUGGAGUGAUUCGGAAACGCCUGAUGCCAGUUCGCUUGUCAGCUCCAGUUGAAGACCUUGAGGAAGGAACUGCCCUGCACACAGAGUCAGGGAAGCCAGCUGGGAAGCACCGCGCCGGGGUUGGAGAGCUGGGACUGAGUCUAAUCCGCACAGCUCAUGCCAAAGAAGUAUUGACGGUCAAAUCCUCUGAUGACACAACAGUAACACUUGAGGCCUCUGUGCCAGACUGGUGGCCUAAAGAUGAGAAAACCAACUGAAGGAGAGCAUGUUUUAUAGUUCCCUAAAUGUGACAUCCAUCACAACUGACACUUUUUGUCAAGAACCCUGAAGUACAGUAUGUUACACUGUCAUUGCUUAUGUGAUGCGGAUUCAUUGGAGUAUUUCCGUUGUUUGGAAUAAUAUCUACACUGAGAAUUAUUUUGUCUAAAGUUAAGUCUAAGUUAAUUAUUAUUAAUAACAGAAUUCUAUUAUGUUACUUACUGCAGCACUAUGUAACAAAAUGGACAUAUUUUCCCAUCAGUGGUUGUUUAAUAAAUUUCCCGGUUGACAUCAAGU